Ichthyophthirius multifiliis is the source of this 2115-nucleotide messenger RNA. RefSeq lists its product as hypothetical. The transcript has a single exon. The annotation marks the transcript as partial. Lineage: Eukaryota; Ciliophora; Oligohymenophorea; Hymenostomatida. The record is from RefSeq and is a predicted model, not a curated record.
UUUAAAAAAGAAGACAUAAACAUACUAAAACAGAGUAUAAGGGACUUCCGUGAAUACCAAAAAGUAAAAGACGAUGAAUAUUAUGAUCAAGAAUUCGAAUUUGAUACUGUGGAAGAUGAAAUCGAAGAAAAAAUCGAAGAUUUAGGAAGUCCUGUGUAUGAAAAAAAAGAAUUUUUUUAAAUAUAAAAAGGUAAAUAAAUAAUCAUUAAAGCAAGACCGAUUUCAGCUGUGGAAAGAAUAGGCAAUAAUUAAAGAUAUAAAAAUAAAAAUGAAUAUGAUUUCGAAAAAAGAAGCCUUUAGAUUAAUGAAAUUACUAAAGUAUUAAAUUCUAAUCCAUUUGAAGGUUUAGGAAAAAAAAAAGAAGAUUAAAGUUAAAAAUAUCAUAAUAAUAUAGAGAAUUAAAUAAAAAAUAUUGAAAAUUAAUAAUAUAGUGAAUAAAAUCUUAAUGAUUAAUAAAAGAAUAUGUAAAAAUAUGAAAAUAAUACAGAAAAUUAAAUAAAAAAUAUAGAAAAGUAUGAAAAAAACAUUGAAAAUGAUUAAAAAAAUAUUGAAAAUUAAUAAAAAUAUAUCGAAAAUUAAUAAAGAAAUGAUAAAAAAAGAGAAAAUUAAUAAAAAAAAGAUAAAAAAAAAGACAUUAUAAUAAAAAGCAACUAAAAAAAUAUAGAAAAUAAUUAAAAUUAUAAAAAAAAUGAAGGCUUAAAUUAAUUAUUUAAUAGAAUUUAGAAAUUAAAUGAAAAAUAAAUAAAUGAAUUAGAAAAUUUAAUGGAUAAAAUCGAAUAAGGUAAAAUAAAUUUCGAGGCUUUACUUAAUUUAGAGUUUUUAGUAAAAAAUAAUGAACUUUAGAAUUUAAGUUAAUAAAUUCAAAAGGAGCUUUCUUCCAAUACAAACUAAUUAAAUAUUAUGUUAUAAUAAAAUCAACUUGAAGAAGUAGAAAAUAUUUAAUUUAAAAAUCUAAAAGAUACUUUAUAAAUGAAUAAUAAAGAACAUUUAUUAGAAAAAAAUAAACAAUUAAAUCAAGAAUAUAAUAAAUAAUUAUAUAAAGAUUAAAAUUAAUAAAUGUAGGAAGUUUAAAAUAAUUAACUAUAAGAUGUUUAAAAAGAAUAAUUAUAAGAAGAUAUAAAUGAACAUUUUUAAGACAAAAAUGAAGAGGAUGAUAUUUAACUGAAAAAUAAACCAAAGAAUAUUAUUAUUAAAAAAGGAUAAAAAUAAGUAUUAAAGAAGAAAAAAACAACCUUUAAAAGUUUUUAAUCCCAUGAUUCUUUAUCUAAAAAUAAUAAUAAUUAAAUGUCAUCAAUAGAAAGUGAAUCUAUGAAUUUAUAUUUACCUUAAAUAAAAGAGGAAUUUUAAGAGAAAAAAUAAGAAAAUUCUGAGAAAAAGAAGAUCAUUUAAUAAUAAUUUGAAAAAAAAGAAUUCAAAAAAGAACCUUAAAAAAAUAUUUGGAAUUCUAAAAAAGAAAUAAUUAAAAAGAAAUUUCUUUUGAUAAAAAAAACGACGAAAAAAAAACAUAAGAAAAUAUACAAAAACAAGUUUAAAAAAUAUCAUAAAAAUAAGAAGAAAAACCAUCAAAAAUAUAUGAAAAUCCACCAAAAAUACAUGAAAAAAAAGAAGAAAAUCCUUAAAAAAAACAAGAAAAUUUGUCAAAAAAAGAUGAUAAAUCAUUUAAAAUUUAAGAAAAAAUUUAAAAAAUUUAAUAAAAAUAGGAAGAAAAUCCUCAAAAAAUAUCUGAAAUUUCAUAAAAACAAAAACAGUAAAUUUAAUAAAAACACUAAGAAAAUUCUUAAAAAAUAUCAGAAAUUUCAUAAAAACAAGACGAUAAUCUUCAAAAAGUACUACAAAAGUAGCUCACUUCUUAAUAGCAAACAUCACCUAAAGAAGAAAUAAACUCCUAAAACCUCUUUGACUCUUUAAAAUUAUUCAAUAUGACCAGUGAAGGACGUUUUAAGUCAAUUGAACGUGAAAAAAUACUCUAAAAUGCCGCUUAGGAUUUACAAAAAGACUUAUAGGAAAAAUUAAAAUAAGUAAAUGAGUUAAUAAACGUCCACGAAAAAAAGCUACUGGGCGGAAAUACAAACAUAACUAAAAUACAAGAAUAAGAACUUGAAAAAGAAGACGAAU